This is a messenger RNA of Pseudocercospora fijiensis CIRAD86, 240 nucleotides long. RefSeq lists its product as uncharacterized. The transcript has a single exon. The record is from RefSeq and is a predicted model, not a curated record. NCBI's taxonomy places the organism in Eukaryota, Fungi, Ascomycota, Dothideomycetes, Mycosphaerellales, Mycosphaerellaceae. The annotation marks the transcript as partial.
GCCUGCGGCGGACUCGCGAGUGAAAAAGACAACGUGGUGGCUGUUGCGAGCGAUUGGUUUACAACGACAAAUUCGAAUGAUGAUCCUAUUUGUGAUGUGAAUGGCGGUAGGCAAAUCCGGGCUUGGUUGAACGGAACGAGUGUCACUGUUCGUGUUAUAGAUCGAUGCCGUGUGUGCGGUAAAGGAGACCUCGACCUCUCUCUUACUCCCUUCAGAAAGCUCACUGGAGAUUUUACCGGG